Molecule: messenger RNA, 2209 nt
Organism: Pseudophryne corroboree (corroboree frog)
Lineage: Eukaryota; Metazoa; Chordata; Amphibia; Anura; Myobatrachidae
Product: serum paraoxonase/arylesterase 2-like
Exons: 9
Coding region: 74-1144 (356 amino acids)
Biological process (GO): response to toxic substance
Molecular function (GO): arylesterase activity
Source: RefSeq, a predicted model, not a curated record
UCCCCCCAGUCCCAGCUCUCACUGUGUAAUCUUUAUGUAAGAAUCCUAUAGCAGAUCACAGAGUCAGACUGACAUGGGGAAACUGCUCAGUCUCACGCUCAUCGGGCUCAUCCUGGCCUUUCUAGGAGAAAGGAUCAUACAAUUAACUCAUCGGAUCACCUUCUUCAGAGAGAUAGAGAAUAUAGACCUUCCUAACUGUCAGUACUUGAAGGGAAUAGAGUUUGGGUCUGAAGAUAUAGAUGUUCUUCCUAAUGGACUGGCCUUUAUCAGCUCGGGUUUGAAAUUCCCUGGCUUCGUAAGCUUUGCCCCUGACAAACCUGGAGAAAUAUUUCUGAUAGAUCUGAAUGAUGAAAACCUUCAACCGUCUCCACUACGUAUCAGCAGAGGUUUCGACGUUUCUUCAUUUAACCCUCAUGGACUCAGCACGUACAUUGAUGAGAAGGACGACACGGUCUAUCUCUUUGUGGUGAAUCAUCCUCAGUAUAAAACCACCAUUGAGAUAUUUAAAUUUGCGGAGGAGGAAAAUGUUCUUGUGCACCGGAAAACGAUUAAGCACGCGCUUCUGCACAGUGUCAAUGAUAUUGUUGCUGUUGGACCUGAGAACUUUUAUGCUACUAAUGAUUUUUACUUCACGGAUUUCACCAUGAAACAAAUGGAAAUGUUCUUGGGACCAAGGUGGACAAACGUGGUGUAUUACAGUCCCGGCGAUGUCAGAGAAGCGGCAUCAGGGUUUCAUGGUGCCAACGGAAUUGCCAUGUCCAACGAUAAGAAGUUCAUCUAUGUUGCUGAUCUCACCGGUCAUACAAUUAAUGUCUUUGAAAAACAUGCGGACUGGUCUCUCUCUCCAGUAAAGGUGGUGCAGUUGGAUACGCUUGUGGAUAACCUGUCGGUGGACCCAGUUACAGGAGAUGUUUGGGCAGGAGCUCACCCAAAUGUAUAUAAAGUGUACUUUUACAAUGCUGAAGAUGCCCCCGGAUCAGAGGUUGUCCGCGUACAGAACAUUCACUCUGAUAACCCUAUAGUGACCACAGUGUAUGCCAACAAUGGCUCCGUGCUCCAGUCAUCCUCAUGUGCGGCUGUGUAUGAGGGGAAACUUGUGGUGGGCACAGUAUUCCACAGAGCCCUGUACUGUGAUCUGCACUAAUGUCACCCACUGCCGGACACUGCCCUAACUUCUAAUGGAAGCUAUUUCUUUCUCAGUGACUGGUAUGUGCAUUCGCCUAUUCCGGACAGGCCAAACGGGUGUCGGUGACCUUUCUUCGUAACACCCGCCAUUCAGACAGGCCAUGUGGGAGUGAGUGCCCAUUCCUCGUAACACCCGCCAGUCAGACAGAUCAGGCGAAGUUACCUUUUCUUUGUAUUGAAUUUUGAAUUUUAGUUUUUCUAAUGUAAAGUCCUCUAAGUACCAUGUGGGUUAUUCAGAGUUAUUAGCAAACCAAAAAAGUUAGCAAUUGGGCAAAACCAUGCUGCACUGCAGGUGGGGCAGAUAUAACAUGUGCAGAGAGAGUUAGAUUUGGGUGGGGUGUGUUCAAAAUGAAAUCUAAAUUGCAGUGUAAAAAUAAAGCAGCCAGUAUUUACCCUGCACAGAAACAAUAUAAAGAAACAAUGCAAAUGGGUAAAAGAAUGAGGCGCUAUUUACCAUAAAUGUUACUCACAAAAUAUUUUUUGUUUUUUUGGAACAAAGUGAUGAAGAAUAAAGUGUAUGUGCCAGCACUUAAAUUACAUUAUCAGACAAACAUUAAAAACAUUUAAAAUAUAUAAAAUACACUCCAUAAAGUGCAGGUCUUUGAUGUAAAUUUAUCUCACCAUCAAUAUGGGAUGCGGUGGGCUAAGCUUAUUAAGCAAAGAAGAGGUCCCGGGCUGAUAGCACGGCACCACCGCAGAUGGUUUGAAAGCCCCAAAGGUAAGUCUUUCCUGCAUGGAGUCUCUCCUGGUCCACAGCAAACAGGUCCGUACAACGCGUUUCGGUCCAAAGGACCUUUCUCAAGAACGGACACCAUCUGAGAAAGGUCCUUUGGACCGAAACGCGGCUUUUACCAGCUGUUUGUGGCAAGUUCGUGGCUUAUUCAAUCUGCCCCUUAAAAUGUACACCUAUCUCAGUGUUUAGUGUGAAUUAUGGUCCUAAUUCAGGUUAGAGCGCCCACAUUUUCUGCGGAGGGGGGGGUGCAGAAAAUGCGAUUGCCUCUGCCUGCCUGUCAGUCAGGCAGUG